CAAACGGGCAAGCACUUCUUUGAGGUUAUGUUUUUAUUAUUUUUCAAACAAGUUGAACAUUUCACACAAUUUAUUGGAGAUAAUUUUGGUUAAGCUAAAAUGUCAAUCGUGGAAUACUCGGAAAACCGCUAUAAAUGUGGAGAAAAAAAUAAUAAUACUAAAUCUUGUCCGUACUUCUCGUCUUCAAAGUACUUUAUGGUAAACCACAUCGGACGUCACAGUGUCUCAGUAACACCGUUCAACUGCCAAAAGAAACUAGAAACUUAUAACUGCAAAGAUUGCAACUUCUCAACAGACAUAACAAUCCUUUUUAAACGACACAUCGGAGAAAAACACACUAACAAAGAAAUAAAGUUCGCUACACAUAUCUUUAAACUUGAGGAGACCCCAAAUAACCCAAUAGAGAGUUACACAUGCAAAAACUGCAACUUCAAGACACAUUUCGGCCUACAGUGGCUGAAACAUGUAUUCAAAUGUUCAAAAUCAUCGCAAAACGACGAUUCCUGUAUAGACAUUAAAACGUACAAAUGCCUCGAAUGUUGUAGCUUAUUCAACACCAAAGGCCAGUUAUACUAUCACAGAAAAAUCAUCCACGAAAACCGAACCUACCAGUGCGACCACUGCCCUUACAACACCAAAUUCAAAAACACGCUACGCAACCACGUAAAAGCGCGCCACUUAAAUCCGCAAUUAAUCCAGUGGUUCGACUGUGACUACUGCACCCACAAAUGCAAGACCCGAUGGGAGCUCCACGUCCACAAAAUCGCCAAACACAUGCACGAAAACGAGAUCAUGUGGCACCAGUGCCAACACUGCGACUACCGCGCCAAAUUCCAGGGAACUUUAAACAAACACAUCAUCUGUAAACACACCUCCGAAGAGGACAUCAAGUGGUUUAAAUGCCAGGAAUGCCCAUAUAGAGGCAAACAAAAGACGAGUUUGACGUCCCAUAUAUUGUCAAGACACCGCAAGUUCGAAGGGCAGUGGUUUGACUGUGAAGUGUGCCCUUACAAAACCAAAACCAAGUCAAAUUUGAGAACGCACACGAUUGUCAAACACACAAAGCGAGAGAAUUUGAAGUGGUGGCAUUGUGAACAGUGUGAUUAUAAGACGAAGACGAGCGGACACCUACGAAGGCACCAGAAAGCUAUGCACGAGGAGCGAGUGCAACGGAGUCUGGCACGGUUGCUGAAGCGAUGCAAGCGCGAAGAGAAGUGGCACGAGUGUGCGGAGUGCCCGUUUAAAACCAGGAAAAAAUCGAAUUUGAAAGUGCAUAAGAUGAGGAAGCACAUGGAUCGAGAGAGCAUUAAUUGGAAGAAGUGCGAUUUGUGCGAGUACAAGACGAUAAAUGGGGGACACUUGAGGAGGCACCAUAGGGCGAUGCACGAAAACAAGAAACGAAGAAGAAAAGUAAUCGUGGAGUAACCGUAUUUUAGCGUAUGUUAAUGUAAAAGGGGGUUUGUUGGCUGUUAGAUAGGCAACCAAAAAUUCUCGUACGCAGAAUUAUAGUCGGUUGACGCUGACGAACGUACUCCAAAGCGAUGUCGUGUGUAGUGCGUUCAAAAAUCGCACGUCUGCUUCCAUGAACGUAGAAAAUCAUAGACAAACUGUCACUGGUUACGUUUACCUGAAUUUUUGAAGGUACGAAUAAAAAUCAUCGUGCGAGUUUUAUCUAUUUUAAUGUUUUAGCCUAGAAAACCAGAGGUAAAUCACAGAAAAUUCUUGCCCCACUACUUUAACUAAAUUCCAUCAACUUGAUGUUCCUGUUUUUUGUGUUGUAUCAUAUUUGACUUCAUCCUCGCAAUAAACGGACACUCGUCGCACUGAUAAA
Zophobas morio is the source of this 1831-nucleotide messenger RNA. RefSeq names its product zinc finger protein 711-like. Gene Ontology annotation, molecular function: RNA polymerase II transcription regulatory region sequence-specific DNA binding; DNA-binding transcription factor activity, RNA polymerase II-specific. Gene Ontology annotation, biological process: regulation of transcription by RNA polymerase II. NCBI's taxonomy places the organism in Eukaryota, Metazoa, Arthropoda, Insecta, Coleoptera, Tenebrionidae. The coding region runs from base 100 to 1425 and encodes 441 amino acids. The transcript is spliced from 2 exons. The record is from RefSeq and is a predicted model, not a curated record.